Messenger RNA from Misgurnus anguillicaudatus (oriental weatherfish), 1433 nucleotides. RefSeq names its product erythroblast NAD(P)(+)--arginine ADP-ribosyltransferase-like. The record is from RefSeq and is a predicted model, not a curated record. NCBI's taxonomy places the organism in Eukaryota, Metazoa, Chordata, Actinopteri, Cypriniformes, Cobitidae. Gene Ontology annotation, molecular function: NAD+-protein-arginine ADP-ribosyltransferase activity; NAD+ poly-ADP-ribosyltransferase activity.
CAUGCAUAUAAGACCUCAACAUUAUAUAUUUAAGUACGCUUGUACUUGAAACUUGUUGCUGGAAAAAAAAUCUUCUGAAGCUCUCAACAUCUGAAAAGUUUCUUCACUGUAUUCAUAGAACGCUGAUCUUCAUUCGUUGUGGAUCUGAGGAUUCAGACUAAAUCAGGAUGUUGACCACUGCAGCUCUUCUUCUCAUUGUCACCAGUAAUGUUGUCCUAGGAUGGGAUGACAGACGGGCUGUUGAAGGAAAGAAAUAUUCAUUAGAUAUGGCACUGGAUUCAGUCGAUGACAUGUAUGAUCGUUGUGAAAGCAAAAUGAGAAUGGCUGUGAGAACAACAUUUCUAUUCAAAGAAAUGUGUGCUAACGUGGAUAAAUUUGGGCAAGUUUGGGCGUAUAGUACAGGAGGAAUCCCUGGACCAGAUAAAUUACAAAACUACCAUUUAGUUGCAAUCUAUAUAUACACUGAUGAUAGUAUAUAUAAAGAGUUUAAUCGCAUUGUUAGGCUUGGUAGAAAAGAUUACAAAGGCAAGAAAUACACAUGGAAUUCACUUCACUUUUUGUUGACAGAAGCGAUACAGAUUCUUAAGAAAAAACAAAAGAAAUGCAUAACAACUUUUCGUGGUACCAACCAUACGUUUAAUGAGAAUGUUCUGAAUACAGAGAUUCGUUUUGGCUCAUUUACGUCGUCCUCUACUAAAAAAAAAAUUGCAAUGGGAUUCGGAACAGAAUCUUGUUUUGAAAUCCAAACUUGUUAUGGUGCUGAUGUGUCAAAAUACUCCCGGAAUCCUGGUGAAAAAGAGGUGCUGAUUCCCCCAUAUGAGAAAUUUAAAGUCACUGCUAUCAUGAAGAAAGAGCAGAAGAAAAGUGCCUGGUGUAACACUGUGUUCAUGUUGAAGAGCUCUGGAUAUAGAAGUGACUUAAACUGUGCCAUGGUCUCAAUUAAGCCACAGAUAUAUCACAAUGUCUCUCUGUUCGAUUAGCUCUUACAUCUUCAUUCAUUUAUCUUUUUUUUAUUGAAUGUUGUUGCCAUUGUACUAACAAUCAUGAUGUUUUUGUUAAAGCUCCAAUUCUUAAGAUUGUAUUGAGCUCUGCAUCUUUCUUUCACAGUGGUACGCUUAAAAAAAUGAUUUAAUUAGUUGAGCUGUCACUCAGGUCCAAUUCUCGAAUGUACCUCAUGCUGUAUUUUUGACCCAUAAUCCGUAAAUAUUGGACAGAACACACAGGUGGGUUAAAAUUGGGGAAUUCUUAUCCCAGCAUGUGUUUUGUCCAAUAUUUACCAAUUAUGGGUCAAAAUUAACCCAGCCAUUUUUAGAGUAUAUUAUAGCCUAAAUAAAACCAACAAGACAGAUCAAAUGGAUUCAUCACAUCUUUGGGUAUCCUGAGAUUCAUUGUGCCCCUGUAAACAGGUUUAAUAACAGUACUGUAUGUAUUCA